Molecule: messenger RNA, 1253 nt
Organism: Sesamum indicum (sesame)
Lineage: Eukaryota; Viridiplantae; Streptophyta; Magnoliopsida; Lamiales; Pedaliaceae
Source: RefSeq, a predicted model, not a curated record
AAUCUACGGCCAAUAUCAAUCCGUUGAGCUAAUCGCAAGAGGCGUCCGCGAUCAGCUCUCCGAAUUUAAAGGAUUACAAUAAAUACUUGCAACCAUUGGGAAGACCACAAACAGUCCCUUGAAAAUCAAGAGGCAUAAAUCUAAAAUUAUGAGUAUGACGUGUCAACAGCUCCAUCUCUCAGGAGUGCAUGAUGUGGGCUUCUGAAUUGGAUACCGCCCUCUCGUGUUUAUUGAUAGAAGCAGCUAUAGAGAGAGAGAGGAGAGAGAGAGAGAUGGAAUCAGACAAAAAGUUGGAGUUAAUACAGAAAGCAAUAAGAAAAUUGAUGGAGGAGGAAGAAAUUAAAGCCGACAUGGAGGCAUCGUUAUCCAAAGAAAGCUUGGUGGGUGUACAUGAUAACGAAAAAACCGGCGGCCGUGGCCACCACCAGCGACAGCUCCUCUCCAGACUUCUGUCUGAGUUAGAGUCAUUAGAAGAAGAGAAAAAUGUUACUGAAGAAUCCAAACCAGAGGCUAACGUAGAAGAUAAAUUAUGUUCGGCGAUUGAUGAAUCAAAUGGAGUUGGCAACGAAGAGAUAGUGAAAGAGCUGAAGGAGGUAAAGAAGCAGAAUCUCAUGACUCACUGCCUCCUCACUGUCAUGAUUGUACUGACCAUAGCCUGGCAACUGUCUGAGGUGUCUCUCAUUUUGAAAAUAAAAGAUGGAUUGAGCAACCCCCUCAGAUCCGUUGGUGGAAUCAUUGGAGGAUUUUUCAAAGGCCGCCGUAGUGUUAAUGUUGUUCAAGAUGUUAUCAAACAGGCAUCUGAGAUGCAAAAACAGGUUACUGAACCUACCUAUCUCCCCGGCCUCAAAAUUCCAGAUCUUCCCCACUUGGAAUUGCCGGGUUUUGAUACGAGCGACGACGAGGAGCAGUAGCCGUCUAGAAUUUUAUACCGUAUUUGCUUGUUAAUCUGGCUAUCAUUUUACAACUGAUGGAAGAAGGCUAAAGAAGUGCGGAUGUAACUCACACCAAGAAUUGUACAUGAUUGUCAUAUUCGUACCACACCAUAUGAAUCAUCGAGGAGCUGAGGAAUCACAUCAACUAGCUCUAAAAAUCUGUAAUUCUUAUCCGCUCAACUCCAGACUGCAGGGCGUCAGUCCAGAAAUGUUUGGCAAUGGCAUAAUUAAUUAAAAGCUUAAACCAACAUAUAAAACAAGGCAGGCCAUGAACAUUAAAUUCACUCAUCAUGACGUAGAUGUUAAUAAAUAAAGCACAAG